Messenger RNA from Cuscuta europaea, 1297 nucleotides. NCBI's taxonomy places the organism in Eukaryota, Viridiplantae, Streptophyta, Magnoliopsida, Solanales, Convolvulaceae. The record is from the annotation of a GenBank genome assembly.
GUGUAAUGUAGAUGAUGUGUUUUAGAGGAGAGCUCUUGUCUCUAGAAAAGUAGUAUUGUAUUGAUGUUUCUUGGUUUUGCUUUUUUUGAAAAUGAGUACAAUGAGUCCUAUUUAUAGGAGCUAGAGGAUCAUUCUAGAUCCUUAUUAAAUGCUAUGAUUCUAGAGUAUUCUACAUCUAUGUCUAAUUACUCUAGAUUUUACAUAAGAAUUCUCUAGUAGAGAAUUUUCUAGAAUACUUUCUAGUUUUAACUCUCUAGAUCAUCUCUAGCCUUUUCUACAUAGAAUAUUCUAGAUAAAUGCAUCACUAUUUAAUAGUUAUCCUUGAUUCACUUCUCCCAAACCAAGCCCAGCCCUGACCUUGUCCGCCAUUCCCCCUUCUCCAGCCCCAACCUCUGCCACCAAGCUAUCACUGGCCAUCGUCCCUGUAGCUCGGCUAUUUCACGCAGUUGCACAGCGGAACCCUAUCCGUAUGACAUCAUCGAUGGUGAUCCAGAUCUGACCGUCAUCGAUGAACUCUGGCCCCAGGUCACUGUAGCCGUCGUCGCAGAUCUGACGGUCGUCGCCCAUCAUCCUCGACCAGAAUAAGGUAAAGAAGUAGAGUACAAACGAGGAGGAGACGGUGGCGGUGGCGCGGCAUCGCUGCGAUGAAUACGGCGGCGGCGUGGAUUGCGGUCAUAAACGGCGAUGUGGAAUGCUGGCGGUGAUAAAGUCGUGAACGGCGUUGUGGUCAGAGGCGGAGGCGGUGUGGAUUGGGCGGUGGCGAAGUCCCAAGGUCAGCGGCGGCGGCGUGGAUUGGGCGGUGGUGAACUCUGGAGUUGUGGAGCUCGAUGGUUUUUGAGGAGCUGCCAAAGUGCUUUUGAAAGAAAUCGAAUUAAGGAUCAAGUUUUUUAUUUAAAUGGUCACUUUUUUGUCCAAGUAAAAAGCACUCUUAUUUUUGUCCAUCCAAGCUUCACAAGUAAUAUUAGUGUCAUUGUUUCUAGAUAGUUUCACUAAAAAAUUGACAUUACCAAAGAGUAACAAUGCCAAUUUGUUGGCAUUUGUUUACACAAAAUGACAUCUUUUAUCAAUUGAAGGUGGUGGUGCUAAGAGCCGGUAGAGGCGGCGGAAAAGGCAUCCAAAAAAAUUCAUAUUUUUUUUGUUUUCACUAUUUCAUUUUUUUUAUUUUUCAAAAAAUAUUUUUUAUAAAUUUUUAUUUUAUAAUUAUAUUAUUAAUAUUUUAGUAUUUUAUUAUGCUUUUUAUUAUUUUUUUAUGAUUUUAUGAUGAAUUAAAACAUUUUAGUCUUCAUUAACAUAGGGG